GUUCCCUGCGCCUCGUCUCACUCCCACGAACGCCACUCGAUUUUAGGGCUCGCUUCGUAACGCUCGCCCCCGCUCUCGGAGCUCGUCGACGACGGCGAAUCGGCGAGGCGAUCCGUUUCAGUGAACUGGAUUUUGAUCGGGGGUAUGGCUGCGGUGGAUCUGAGUCGGGGAGCGAUCGCGGCGAUAUCGGAGGGGCGGGGGGAGGAGGGCGCUAAGCCGGUGGUGCAGGUGUGGGAUUUGAGGUUGGUGAACACUCAGCAGACCACCACGGAGAGGUACCGGAUGUUGCUGUCCGACGGGACUCAUAUGCAGCAGGCCAUGCUCGCGACGCAGAUGAAUGGGAUCGUCAAAUCGGGGUCUCUUCAGAAGCACUCCAUCGUCCAGCUCAACGAGUUCAUCUGCAACGUCAUCCAGAACCGCACAAUUAUUAUUGUCAUCAACCUGGAUGUCCUUGUCAGUAGUAACAGCGCUAUAGGAGAACCAAAAAUGUUUGAUAAUGGUACUUCUUUACAAAACCGAGCUUCAAUGCCUGCUCAGCCAUCCAGUGUAGAUCAACCAGCCAUAGCUGCAGCUAAUCGUCAAACAUAUGGUCUGCACUCUGCUACUCCCAACAUUGGACAGAAUGUUUCUGGAGGAGCUUCUCUGCAUCAGCAGGCUGAGCCCAGGACAAACAACCCAUCAUUUGGUGGUAAUUAUGGUCCUGUGGCUAGUAGGAAUAUGAACAUUGAGAAUAUUGAACAUCCAAAAGUUGAACAUGGUACGGGGCUGUUGUCUGAGUCACAUCCAUAUAGUGGUAACCAGAACCUGAGGUCAAAUUCAACAUCAGUUGGUGUGUUCCGUCCACCUGCCAUUUCUAAUGUGCGUCCUGCCCAGUCUGUUGAUCGGCAGCCCCCUCCAAUGUACUCAAAUAGGGGGCCUUUAGCUAGAAAUGAAGCUCCUGCUCGAAUUAUCCCAAUUGCUGCUUUGAAUCCUUACCAGGGCAGAUGGACGAUUAAGGCAAGAGUAACAACUAAAGGGGACCUUAGGCGCUAUAACAAUCCUAGAGGAGAAGGAAAAGUCUUUUCUUUUGAUCUUCUGGAUUCUGAUGGUGGAGAGAUACGAGUCACUUGCUUUAACACGAUAGCUGAUCAGUUCUUUGAUCAGAUUGAAGUUGGUAAAGUUUACCUGAUUUCUAAAGGUAGCUUGAAGCCUGCCCAGAAGAGCUUUAAUCAUCUGAAUAAUGAAUAUGAAAUCUUUUUAGAAUCUCAGUCAGUCAUUCAGCCUUGUUUAGAUGAAGACCCCACCAUUCUGAAGCAACACUUCAACUUUCGUGCAAUAAAUGAAAUUGAAGGCCUGGAAAACAAUUCAAUGGUCGAUAUAAUUGGCGUUGUCACUUCAAUAAAUCCUUCGGUUUCAAUCAUGAGGAAAAAUGGCACUGAAACUAAUAAACAAACUCUUCAGUUGAAGGACAUGUCGGGCCGAAGCGUCGAUGUGACUUUGUGGGGAAAUUUUUGUACCAUGGAUGGUAAACAGCUGCAAAGUAUGUGUGACUCUGGUGUGAAUCCUAUAUUGGCGAUUAAAGCUGGUCGAGUUAGUGAUUUUGGUGGAAAAUCAGUAGGUACUAUCAUGACCAGCCAACUGUUUAUAAAUCCUGAUUUUACUGAGGCCCACAGAUUGAGAGAAUGGUGUAAUGGUGAAGGGAAGACUAUGGCUGCUCCUUCAAUAUCCAGAGACGCCACCACCAUGGGUAGACAUGAUGUUCGGAAGUCUGUUGCACAGAUCAAGGACGAGGGGUUGGGAAGGUCAGAGAAACCUGACUGGAUAACUGUCAAGGCAACUGUUACGUUCGUAAAAGUUGAUAAUUUCUGCUAUACAGCUUGUCCACUAAUGGUGGGGGACAGAUCAUGCAAUAAAAAGGUUAAUAACAAUGGUAAUGGCACCUGGCAUUGUGAUCGCUGCGACCAGGAUUUUCCCGAGUGUGACUACAGAUACCUUCUCCAGUUUCAGAUCCAGGAUCAUACAGGCAUGACCUGGGUUACUGCAUUCCAAGAAUGCGGGGAGGAGAUUUUGGGCGUCGCUGCCAAGGAGCUUUACUUGUUGAAAUACGAGGAACAAGAUGAUAUGAAGUUCGCAGAAAUCAUCCGGACAGUCAUCUUCCAUCAAUACUUAUUCAAGUUGAAAGUUAAAGAAGAGACAUUCAGUGAUGAGCAACGUGUGAAAUCAACCGUUGUCAAAGUCGAAAGAAUAAAUCCAUCUGCUGAGAGCAGGUUUGUCUUGGGUCUGAUUGAGAAGCUCUCGACUAAAGAUCCCAAUGUCUCUGCGGGGGCGCACGGGACUUUCACUUCAACUUCUGAGAUUUCUACCUCCAUGUAUGGCUCUGUUGAAUCGAACUGUAAUAUCUAUGCUGCUACCAAUAACUAUAGCCCCUUUCACAACCCUGAUGGAUAUAGAAUGGGAGCACCGACAAACCAAUCAGCCCAGUAUUCAAAUAACUAUGGUGGAGUCAUCAAACAAAAUUUUAACCAAAACGAAGUUCAACUACAUUGUAACAAUUGCGGCGGCAACGGUCACAGCUUCCAAAAUUGUCCAAGAGGCAUAAAUUGGCAAGCACAACAAUCUGAUCCAGGAGCUGGAACCUUUGCAGCAGCAUAUGGCGGUUCUGGCACAUCAGGAAGAUUCACCAGACAACAUGUAGGUGGGUUCUGAAACUCUGUUCAUAGUGUUUGCCCUGAAUUAGGAAUAUUCUAGUGAUCUAUCAGCAUUCUUUUGGCGUUUUUGUUUUUAUGAUCGUUCUUUGUACAGUGGAAUUUGUGUGUUGGACUAGACAUUGCCCGAGCUGUUUUCUUGAUGUUUAGUUGCCAAAUUAACUGCCGAUAGGCGUUUUAGAAGCUUUUGAUUCUCAUUGAACGUUUUUCUCC
Messenger RNA from Zingiber officinale, 2897 nucleotides. RefSeq names its product replication protein A 70 kDa DNA-binding subunit A-like. NCBI's taxonomy places the organism in Eukaryota, Viridiplantae, Streptophyta, Magnoliopsida, Zingiberales, Zingiberaceae. Gene Ontology annotation, biological process: nucleotide-excision repair; DNA replication; meiotic cell cycle. The record is from RefSeq and is a predicted model, not a curated record. Bases 145 to 2685 code for a protein of 846 amino acids. Gene Ontology annotation, molecular function: zinc ion binding; damaged DNA binding; single-stranded telomeric DNA binding. The transcript has 3 exons. Gene Ontology annotation, cellular component: nucleus; DNA replication factor A complex.